AAGGGACUGUGGUCAAGUCAAGCUAACACCCACCAACCUUGGGUGGAGAGGAUACUUUUGCUAACACAGAAAUCAAAACUAAAAAGGAAAAAACCCAAAUCAGAGAUGGACAUCAACCAGCUACCGGCGGAGUGCCUUUCUUGCAUUUUGGCCUUCACAUCACCAAAGGACGCCUGCAGAUCUGCCGUCGUGUCGCCGGCUUUCAGAUCAGCCGCGGAUUCCGACGCUCUUUGGACCACUUUUCUGCCGUCCGAUUACCGGCAGAUCAUUUCUCAGGCUUCGUCUUCAUCUACGUCGUCGUUUCUGAAUUCACUGUCCAAAAAGGCUCUCUACCUCCGUCUCUCCGAUCAUUUGCUUUUUAUUGGCUCUGGAAAUUCGGGUUUUGUGUUGGAGAAAGGGAGUGGGAAGAAAUGUUAUAUGAUAGGAGCAAGAGAUCUGGAGAUUGUUUGGGGGAGUUCACCCGAAUAUUGGACUUGGCAAUCCAUUCCUACAUCAAGGUUUUCUGAAGUGGCUGAGUUACAAUAUGUGUGGUGGCUUGAAAUCAAAGGGAAAAUAGAGGGUAGAAAUUUAAGUCCUAAAACCAAAUAUGCAGCUUACUUUGUGUUCAAGCUUGUGGAAGACAAUUUUUGUCGCCAUGUGUUUGAAACAACACCUGUUUCAUUAGAAGUUCAUUUUGAAGGGGCAGAGGUUGAAGAAGAUAGAAGGAAAAGGGUAAUUUUGGACCCUCUUGAAGGAUCUUCUGUAGUUUGUGUAGAAAGAAGUGAUGGAUGGAUGGAGGUUGAAAUGGGUGAAUUCUUCAAUGAAUGUGGAGACGAUGGGUCGAUUAUUUUCCAUUUGAUGCAGAUUGAUAGGCUGAGAAAAGGUGGAUUAAUUGUUGAAGGAGUUGAGAUUAGACCUAAAUAUGAGUAGAAUAAUAAUUUAAUAUCAUUGCAUGAGAAACUAUUUAAUGUAAUUUUCAUUGUUGUUGUAACUGAAUAACUAAAAAGAGAUUGGAUGAUUGAUAUACUUUGUUAAACCAUAUGUGAAAAUUUGAGUUUAUGCGAGAUU
This is a messenger RNA of Cucumis sativus (cucumber), 1047 nucleotides long. RefSeq names its product putative F-box protein PP2-B12. The transcript is spliced from 3 exons. The record is from RefSeq and is a predicted model, not a curated record. NCBI's taxonomy places the organism in Eukaryota, Viridiplantae, Streptophyta, Magnoliopsida, Cucurbitales, Cucurbitaceae. Gene Ontology annotation, molecular function: protein binding. The coding region runs from base 106 to 909 and encodes 267 amino acids.